AUGUCAACCGCACAGAUACCUACCACUGGUAACAGUGCCCAACCAUUACCAGUCAAGCAUCUCCUACAAAACUACACCACCGCUCAUCCUCUCCGUUCUCCAUCACCUCUCCCACCUUCGUCGAGGGUUGACCCAUCGCUCACUCAGAGAUUACCUCCUGCAACCUCUUCCAGCCCUUUACUAUGGACAUUACCGACAUGGUGGUUAUUCGUCCGGUUCAUCUUGACCAAAGGAUUACAUGUCUACUUCAACCUUCUUUGUCAUUUCUUAUUCGGACCCAAAAGGAAAUCAUGGGGAUACAGAAUGACAUUUAUAACUUCUUUUAUGCGAAACAUUGCCGAUCAUUCUUCCCUUGCAGAUAUAGUCCUCAUCAGACGAUUCAUCUCUUUACAGUAUCUCGUCCCACUCCCUGGAGACGCCGUCGUCACUCCAAUUACAUUCAAAGUCCCCUUGAGAAAAGGUGAUGAGAUUGCUAGAGGUUUUUUGAGGGAGUUUGAUCUGAAGGAAGAUGGACAGAGGGAAUUAUCGGGUGAAUGGGUGGUAGGAACGGAUGUAUGGAAAACACUAAAAGCUCAGAGAAGACAGAGGAAUAGAAGGAAAACAAGUAGUAACACUAGAAGGAAUGGAAGAUCAAGUCAUUUAUCAAAUCAAAUAUUGAUGAAUGAAAAAUCAUAUCCUACCUCUUCCUCUACAUCUUCUCCAACUUCUACUAUCAGACCCUCUUCCACUACCACUGCUACCACCAGUCCACCGAUAUCUCCCAUCAAGACCAAUCGAAGUGAUUCGACGAGUAGCUACAACACACCUACGACGGAUUCUGAUUCGGAUAAAGUGGCUGAGAGGGUGAUAUACUAUGUUCAUGGAGGGGCAUAUUAUGUGGGAAAUGCUGCGACGCAUAGGUUGAUCACUAUCGGUGUCAGCAAGAGCUGUAACGCUAGGGUAUUUGCAAUUACAUACCGCCUCGCACCCGAGCAUGUCUUCCCUCUACCCCUACAUGAUGUGCUCCACGGCUACCUUCGUCUUCUCGCUCCUCCAUUGUCGAUACCACCCGAGAACAUCAUCAUAGCUGGAGAUUCGGCUGGAGGGGGCUUGUCGCUCGCUCUGUGCAUGUACCUAAGAGACGAAGGGUACAAGCUUCCAGCCGGAUUGGUCCUAAUGAGUCCAUGGGUGGAUCUCACGAUGAGUUGUGGGAGUUGGGAUGAGAAUGCUGCUACGGAUGUGGUUCCUCGACCCGAGGCCGAUGACCACCUCAAUCCCGUAGGGUGUUAUCUCGGCCCGAAAGGAAUAUCCACCUACCUAACCCACCCCUAUGCUUCACCUCUCUUUGGCGAUUUUCAAGGCUUACCACCUAUGCUUAUUCAAUCCGGCGAUUCCGAAGUCCUUCGAGACGAAAUUACCCUCCUGGCACACAAAGCUACUUUGGCUGGUGUAAAUGUCACUCAUGAAUUGUACGAAGAUAUGGUACAUGUGUUCCAAAUGUUUUCCUUCUUGCCCGCCACCACAGCAGCAAUCAACAACGUCGGUAAAUGGGUGCGUCAAAAUCUACCUGCGAUAGAGGAACAGGAAGGAAGACACGAGAGUAAAUUGGGUAAAGAAGUUUCGGAUGAGAUGGACUCUUCACCGAGAGUUGUAGCUAAAGGUGGCGAAGAACUCGAUGUCGGUCUACCACCCAACCAAACCGAGGUACUGCAAAGUGAAUUAGAUGCUGUAGAAGAUUAUAAUAGAUUGAGUAGAAUGAAAACUCCAAAACAGAGUGCUCUGAAAUUGGAUGUUGGGGAAUCCUCUUCGGGUGAGACCAAUGGGCCUACAGUCGAUAUUGAUUCGUUACCUUCACGACAAGGUGAAUCAGAAUCUAUCACCCCUACUCCCAACAAUCAGACUCCCUUACCUUCCAUGGAUGAUCCUUCUUCGUCCUCGUCUGCAUUGGAAUUGAGCGGUAUACCUUUCCCUACAUUCUCUGCACCUGCACCCCAUACUUUACCUCGAUUACGAAGAUCAAUCACCAAUGUACCCAUUCCCACUCCAUCAUCUAUACCUCUGACUACGCCAACUACGUCAGAUGAGAACAGAAGAAGACGAAGGAGGGGCAUCACUUAUUCUUCAUCGUUACAUGUCUCCCCAGCACAUUCUACCGGUAUACCUUCCAACCCCACUUCGCCUACACCAUCCAUAAGAAGGAAGUUGAAAAGUACGAUGGGAUCGAUGUCGAUGUCCAACGGGUCCAACGGAGGAACACCCAGUACACGAGCGAGAAGUAAAUCCCAUUCUGAUAUAUUCCAACUUGUUGAGGGAUAUGUCGAACGGGGUGCGGCUAAUACGACAACGGUGAUUGAUCCUGAAGGUGAGGUAAUCAGUAUGGGCGUGUUGGGAGAGGAUGAGGAUCCUUUUUAG
Molecule: messenger RNA, 2391 nt
Organism: Kwoniella mangroviensis CBS 8507
Lineage: Eukaryota; Fungi; Basidiomycota; Tremellomycetes; Tremellales; Cryptococcaceae
Exons: 3
Coding region: 1-2391 (796 amino acids)
Molecular function (GO): lipase activity
Source: RefSeq, a predicted model, not a curated record